AUGAAGCUCUCCACAGCCCUUCUGUGCCUGCUGAUUGCAGCAUCUGCCUUCAGCCCCCAGGUACUUCCUGCACCAGAUAUUGUCCCAAUCACUUGCUGCUUUGCUGUGACAAGUAAGAAGAUCUCCCGUCAGCGACUGGAAAGCUACAGAAGAAUCACCAACAGCAAAUGUCCCCAGGCAGCUGUGAUCUUCAAGACCAAACUGGAUAAGGAGAUCUGUGCUGACCCUAAGCAGAAAUGGGUCCAGGACUUCAUGAAGCAUCUGAACCAAAAAAUCCUAACUCCAAAGCCAUAA
Messenger RNA from Castor canadensis (American beaver), 294 nucleotides. RefSeq names its product eotaxin-like. Lineage: Eukaryota; Metazoa; Chordata; Mammalia; Rodentia; Castoridae. Gene Ontology annotation, cellular component: extracellular region. Gene Ontology annotation, biological process: chemokine-mediated signaling pathway; antimicrobial humoral immune response mediated by antimicrobial peptide; positive regulation of GTPase activity. The record is from RefSeq and is a predicted model, not a curated record. Gene Ontology annotation, molecular function: CCR chemokine receptor binding; chemokine activity.